Messenger RNA from Suillus discolor, 984 nucleotides. Its product is annotated as PIN domain-like protein. The transcript has 4 exons. Gene Ontology annotation, molecular function: 5'-flap endonuclease activity. The record is from RefSeq and is a predicted model, not a curated record. The annotation marks the transcript as partial. NCBI's taxonomy places the organism in Eukaryota, Fungi, Basidiomycota, Agaricomycetes, Boletales, Suillaceae.
UCUAGUGCGUGGUUCGAACAAUGCCAGCAGGGCAGGUGGCACCGUGCGCAUGCUCAGACGGGCCAAAAUCCUGCCCUCCAAACAUUUUUAUUUCGCCUCGCUCGCCUCGCCUGUCUGCCAGUCCAGCUAGUCUUCGCGUUCGACGGCAACCAGCGACCACAGAUCAAACGGGGCCACAGGGUAUCCACCAACGACCAUUGGAUGGUCAAGCCUAUGCAGCGACUACUGAAUGCGUUCAAUGUGCAAUGGAUCAUGGCUGCUGGAGAAGCCGAGGCGCAGCUGGUGCAGAUGAACGGUGCUGGUGUUAUUGAUGCUGUCAUGAUGGACGACAGCGACGCAUUUGUUUUUGGUGCUCACACUGUCCUGCGCAAUUCGAUGUUGUCAAUUGAUUCGACGGUCAAACUAUAUACAGCAAGUGCGAUUCAAGAGCACGUGGACUGCCAUCUUACUGGCGAUGGAUUCCUCACCCUCGCCAUAUGCUGCAGCAGUGAUUACGACAAGAAGGGCCUGGUGGGGUGUGGUCGUGAAACGGCGCUUGGCCUGGCUCACUGCGUGGAUGCUGGUGUGCUUCGCACUGCCAUGUGUGGCAACAGCCUUGAUGGGCCUCUGCAACGGUGGCGGGAUGCCGCUUGGUAUCAUCUUGUGGAUGACCCCACUGGAAAAAUGGGACGUUCUCAUCCUGCUCUUGCGUGCUCGCUCCCUGACUCGUUCCCCGAUCCACACGUCAUCGACUUGUAUGCAUGCCCUGCUGUCACUGCAAUCGCCAAGCUGCCCAUUCUCCAAUCCCCCGCCCCGCCUGACAUUGCUCCACUUGCCUCGCUUGUUCAACAGCUUCUCGGCUGGGAAUCGAAGAAGGUCGUUAGCACCUUUUGCUCGACGAUCUGGCCUGUUGUGGUCUUGAACGAAGUCCUCGAGGACCUGGCUAAUAAUUCUCCUGCAAGUGACGAGGUUUGUCGCUGUUCUCCUCUGCACGGAAUAUUUUGA